AUGGACGAUUCGUGUUUUAAACUCUCGACAGAGCAGCUGCAGAGCUUCCAGGAUCGAGGUUACCUAAUGGUCCGGGGGUUCUUCACCCCCAAAGAGUUGGCACAGUUGCAGCAAUGGGCAUCAGAGGUCCAUGAUUUUCCAUGUACCCCUGAUGUUCCUUGGAUGCCAUAUCAGGAAGUAAAUUCAUGGGGUCAACGUGUGCUCUGCCGCACGGAGAAUUUUGCCAACUCGCAUUCUGGACUCAAUGGUUUCCUCCGAGGGAAACGCGCGGCAAGCCUACUACAUCAGCUAGCAGGCGAAGAGAUGAUCCUUUUCAAGGAGAAGAUCAACUACAAGCUAGCAGGGAGUGGUGGUUUCGCCCCUCACAUCGACGCCAAUGCCUACACUCAUGUAAAGAACAUCAAGCAUUUGAUUAUUCUUGCCGCAGUCGACGAGAUGAGCGCCGCAAAUGGGGGUCUUGAAGUGGUUGACGGCAGUCACCAGAUCGAAAUUCCUCUCGGCGAAGAUCGGUGCAUUACCUCGGACUGGGUUGAGAGCAAUGUAUGGACACCCGCGGAACUGGAGUCAGGUGACUUGUUGGUCUUUGGUUCGUACCUGGCCCAUCGAAGUGGCGCCAAUGUCAGCCCAAAGGACCGACGCGCGAUCUAUGCAACAUACAACUGUGUUACCGAAGGAAACUUACACGAGCAGUACUAUUCAGACCGUCGCAAGGCUUGGCCUGCAACUCACAUGCGGAGAGAGGGUGAGAAAUAUGAAGAGGGCCGUGUGCGAUAUGCCUUCGGGUCGCCUAUGUUGACUGUGGACUCCAAGAUCACCUCCGCGGCUUGA
Penicillium salamii is the source of this 828-nucleotide messenger RNA. The record is from the annotation of a GenBank genome assembly. Lineage: Eukaryota; Fungi; Ascomycota; Eurotiomycetes; Eurotiales; Aspergillaceae.